AUGUUUCCCCACGUGCCAGCGUUAGAGACGGUCUUCCGAGCGUACAAGUCCGCCUCGCGGAAGAACAAAACGGCUGACGGCCUCCAACUGGCCUUCCUCGGGCAUCUGCUGGGCGAUCAGGUCUUCUUUCUCACGUACUGUCACGUACUGUGCGCCGCCGCCGACGAGGAGGAGGCACGAGACGCCGCGCAGGCCUGUAACGUGCCACUGGCCAACCUGCCGGCGUUCGCAGACGCCUUCCGCUGCCCCGUCGGCUCGCGCAUGAACCCGUCUUCCAAGUGCACCUUCUUCGACGAAGGCAGCCGUGGGGCUUGA
Rhipicephalus microplus (southern cattle tick) is the source of this 315-nucleotide messenger RNA. RefSeq names its product neprilysin-1. Gene Ontology annotation, biological process: protein processing. Gene Ontology annotation, cellular component: plasma membrane. Gene Ontology annotation, molecular function: metalloendopeptidase activity. Lineage: Eukaryota; Metazoa; Arthropoda; Arachnida; Ixodida; Ixodidae. The record is from RefSeq and is a predicted model, not a curated record.